This is a messenger RNA of Alternaria alternata, 1672 nucleotides long. RefSeq names its product naphthalene 1,2-dioxygenase subunit alpha. Lineage: Eukaryota; Fungi; Ascomycota; Dothideomycetes; Pleosporales; Pleosporaceae. Gene Ontology annotation, molecular function: iron ion binding; 2 iron, 2 sulfur cluster binding. The transcript is spliced from 2 exons. The coding region runs from base 259 to 1494 and encodes 411 amino acids. The record is from RefSeq and is a predicted model, not a curated record.
AAGCUGCUGCGAUGAUCAAGCCAGGCCAUUGAUUGUCUUGUUCAUCACUUCCUGGGCUAGUCCGAGGCCGGAUACCGGGGCCAAGACCAUGAUUCUCCGAUCACCUGACCGGAACGGCAGAGCCACGUGAGCGGCUUUUUAACGACGUGUCUGUUGUCCCGAUAAAACAUCUGGGCAGUAUCGAGGGGUAUAUGGGAUGUUGCAAUGGAUUCAGCGCAGUCAUGACCGUGAGGUCAAGACGGUUGAUGACGACCCCUUAUGCCUAUCAUGAGUCAAUAUCUCUGGAAACUCCUAGGCUACAAAGACGCGAAAAACGAGACGCGACCCACCAAUACAUCACGCAGUUUACCAUCGUCGUGGUACACGUCCGACGCUAUCUAUCAGCUUGAGAGGCGGGCCAUCUUUUCGAAGAGAUGGAUUUUGGUUACACACAAGCACAGGAUCCCGACUGUUGGGGAUUACGUGCAAUUUGAAGAGGCAGGAUUCCGCUUCUUCCUGUGCCGAGAUCGCGAUGGCGAUAUCAAUGGCUUCCAUAACGUCUGCCGACAUCGAGCAUUCCCCGUCGUUACCGAACCUGCAGGGCGUGUGAAGAUCUUGUCCUGCAAAUACCACGGGUGGUCAUACGGGUUGAAGGGUAAUCUAGCAAAAGCGCCUGGUUAUGAAGAGAUGGAGGGAUUCGACAAGACGCAGAAUGGGUUGUUCCCAAUGAGCGUUCACAUUGAUCAAAAGGGGUUCAUAUGGGUAAAUAUGGAUGUUGCAAGGGAGGUGGCAUGGGAAGAUGACUUUGAAGGAGUUGACACGCAGCCUCGGAUGGACAGUUUCAACUUUGAUGAUUACCGAUUCGACCAUACGUGGGAGAUGGGUGGCGAUUACAAUUGGAAGGCGUUAGCUGAUAAUUACAAUGAGUGCUAUCAUUGUCCGACGGCUCACCCGGAUGUGGCUGGUAUCACCGAUCUGAAACUAUACGCGGUCAGCACUCAAGGGGGGCAUAUUCAGCACUUCACCAAUGCGGAGAACAUCGCCAUGGACGAGGGACAAAGGGUCCGCAGCACAUAUUAUUUCCCUAAUGCCUGCAUGACAGUGACACCUUUCUUCUUUUACAUGAUGAGAUGCGUGCCUACGUCAGCCACUCAUUGCUCCAUGGAGUACGAAGUCUAUCGACACAAGGACGCCUCCGACGCGGAGUUCGAAGCCAUUGAUUCCAUGUACAAGCGGGUACUGAACGAAGACAAGUGGCUUUGCCUCAACACGCAAAAGAACUACGGUGCAGGUGUCUACGUUAGUGGCGAGAUGCAUGCAAGAAUGGAGAAGGGGCCGUUGUUCGUCCAGAAAACUGUGCGCAACCUUGUUCGGCAGCAUCAUGAGCGCGAAAGGCAGCUGGGUCGCGAGAUAUGGCCUGCUCGGCAGGUUUUGCCAGAUUCGGCAACACGGGUACAUGAAGACGAGGCUUUCUUGUGCGAUCUGAAAUGUCAGACUGACAAGCUCGAGUGGUAGAGUCAUUUGCAUAUGAGUGGUGGAUAGACACUCAGUAGAUUGCAAGUGUAUCUUAUUUUGAUGAGGAUGAGGCUAUUAGAGGAGAUCUCUCAAGUUGAAUGUGGAGAAAGAGAUUGCGUUUCUCAAUUCAUCGAAUUAACGCCGAUGUACCGGUAUAUACUAAUACAUUCUACAAGAC